This is a messenger RNA of Paramisgurnus dabryanus, 4610 nucleotides long. RefSeq names its product G protein-coupled receptor 27 (gene gpr27). Gene Ontology annotation, cellular component: plasma membrane. Lineage: Eukaryota; Metazoa; Chordata; Actinopteri; Cypriniformes; Cobitidae. The record is from RefSeq and is a predicted model, not a curated record. Gene Ontology annotation, biological process: G protein-coupled receptor signaling pathway. Gene Ontology annotation, molecular function: G protein-coupled receptor activity.
CUUGAUUUAAUGUGUUGCUAUUUUAUGUAUGACAUGUAUUUUUGCAAUGAAAAUCAUACAUUGUAUAAUUUAUACAACGCGUUCAAAAUCUAGGGAUCACAAAACUUUGGAACCAGCCAUAUAACAUCAAUGUACUUUUCAAUAACAAACAUGGCUAUUCAGAUAGCACUUUAGUGACACACUCACACCUUCUGCAUAUUCAUACUGACUUCAUGAUGUGUUUUACAGCCUCAAUAAAUGACGCCUGUGUCUUUAAAGGUUUGAUGGAUUAAUGGUCUGAAGUGACUGCAUUUCUCCAGCCGUCUGGAGAGAGGGAAAUCCACGCGUUACGAAACCCCAAAGCUCUGCAAUUCCAAACCGAGUAUUUUUUUCCAGUUCCGAUCUAUUUAGUUGCAAAUAUAAUCCGCUCUCCUUUAAGAUGUUGCAUGGUUCCUGUCAACGGUGGUAUUCUUGUUUACUCCCGCCCGUUCGCUUCCCCCUCCCCAAAACAAGAAAGCAGUAGACAAGACUAAACUGGCUGGUACGCGCUUCGUCGCGAUCUCCACAACGCACCGGGUGUGUAUGUAUAUGCCUUGUAAGAAUUCAAAUAGAGGCGAAUUGAUUUAAGCAAUUUCGAUUUAGUGACUUGCGAAAGCUUAAGAGGUUUUUCGGCCUACGUUGCGAUUUUAUAGCUGGUCAGAAUUAUUGGAGACGGAUACCCCAGAAAGGCGCGUCGGGAAGCUUAUUUUUGCCGGCAAAUAAUGGAUUACCUAGUGUAUUUUAAUCGAAGAACGAACCUUUGUCACGAUCAUACGACGCCAAUACCGUCUGAAAAGGGACUACAGUAUAUCCAAUCCGCGAUCGCCAGAAGGAAUGAUGUAGAUGGAUCUCUUAGAGGUAUGACAAUAUAAACAAACGACAUCAUAUUCGAUAUUCUUUGGUAUAUAUUUGAAAUGUGGGGGACCGGGACUGCUUGAUGUCGGAUUACAGAGCCUGCUGGGCUUGCUUGUCGACAGUGUGCCUGCGCAGAUGGCGAACACAAGCGAUCCAGGAGAAAGCAACCCAUCGCUCCAGAAUUACGCCAUCACCGCGUCUGCGGUCAAAUUGGCAUCUUUGGGUCUCAUCACGUGCAUCAGCCUGCUCGGGAACAUCGUGUUGUCCCUGCUGGUGCUGAAAGACAGCACCCUUCACAAAGCUCCGUAUUAUUUCCUCCUCGACCUGUGCGCAGCGGACAUCAUCCGCUCGGCCGUGUGCUUCCCGUUCGUGAUGAUCUCCAUCGACAACGGCUCGUCGUGGAGCUACAGCAUCCUCAGCUGCAAGAUCGUCGCGUUCAUGGCCGUGCUGUUCUGCUUUCACAUCGCGUUUUUGCUCUUCUGCGUCAGCGUUACGCGCUACAUGGCCAUCGCGCACCACCGGUUCUACUCCAAACGCAUGACGUUGUGGACGUGCGUCGCGGUUAUAUGCAUGGUCUGGACCCUGUCUGUCGCCAUGGCCUUCCCCCCUGUUUUCGACGUGGGGACUUAUAAAUUUAUCCGCGAGGAAGAGCAAUGCAUUUUCGAGCACAGGUACGUGAAAGCCAACGACACGUUGGGCUUCAUGCUAAUGCUGGCUGUGAUCGUGGGCACGACGCAUGUGGUUUAUAUCAAAAUGCUCUGCUUUGUUUACGACCACCGUAAAAUGAAACCCGCCCAGCUGGUUCCGGCUAUCAGCCAGAACUGGACUUUUCACGGACCGGGGGCGACGGGACAGGCCGCCGCCAACUGGAUCGCUGGGUUCGGACGCGGCCCGACGCCGCCGACGCUGGUGGGCAUCAGGCAAGCGUCGCACAACGCCAACCGCAGGCUGCUCGUCCUGGACGAGUUCAAGAUGGAGAAACGAAUCGGGAAGAUGUAUUACAUGAUCACGUUGGUCUUUCUGCUUUUCUGGGCCCCUUAUAUUGUCUCGUGUUACAUCCGGGUGUUUGUGAAAGGAAACGCGGUUCCUCAGGUGUACCUGACAGCAGCCGUAUGGUUGACGUUCGCCCAAGCGGGGGCAAACCCCAUCAUAUGUUUUAUAUUUAAUAAGGAGCUGAGAAUGAGACUCAGAGCUUGUUUUCCUUACUGCCUGACUACACAGACGCCCAUGGAGCCCUACUGUGUUAUCUGAUGAUAUAGAUUUCUUCACAUUAGACUCUAAAGGUUCCUAUAAGGUUCUAGGUUGGAAUGUAUGGUUCCUUAACAUCCACAGAACCUCUAUGUUGCACAAAAGGUUUUUUGUAGUGGAAAAUGGUUUUACAGAUUGUAAGAAAGAAAUGUUUUCUUUCUUAGCACCUUUACUUUUAAGAAUAUAUUAUUAGACUUUGGUUUAACAUUUUUUAUUACACUGUCAGAAAAAAAAUGUUAGAAUAAUGGUCUAUGGUGCGGUACCCUUUCAAAAAGUACACAUUUGCACCUAAAGUGUUCAUAUUGGUACCUCAAAGGUACAUAUUGGUUCCUAGUUGUAUACAUAUAAGUAAAUUUUUAAAAAGUCCUACCCCAUGGGGUCAACUACGGUUCAUUUUUUCUGACAGUGUAGCUCUGUUUGCUUAUCUACAAGCAGUGUCCCAACUUUACAGUGUAUUAUUUUUAUGUAGGCCUACUUGUGCUUAUACUUAUCUUUAUGACACUUUUAUAUUUUGUUAUGUACACUCAAAAAAAAAAAAAAAUGCUGGGUUAUUUUCAACCCAGCAUUGGGUCAAAAAGAGACAAGCCCAGCAGCUGGGUUAAAAUAAAUCCAUAUAUAUAUAUUUGUAUAUAUUUGACCCAUCAAUGGGUUAAAACAACCCAGAUUUUUGAGUUGAAACAACCCACACGCUGGGCUUGAAAUAACCCAGCAUUUUUAUUUAUUUAUUAUAAUGCAAUGGCAUUCAUCUAAGUGUGCGAAUAGUUUCUGGGGUCACUGUUGCGUACUGUAUUUAUGCGAGGUUCCUUCAUUGAGAGGUGAAACCAGACCCGUUUCACUAUUGCAUAUCAGAAGAUUCAAAUCCAAGAUUAUGCAAUCCAAAUAUUAUUGUAAAUAAUGUAAAAAGAGUAUUUAUAUUCUGGAGCUCUUAAUAUAUUUGCUAUGACCUUGAUAGACUUUUUUGUGUGAAUAAAACAUCCAGCGGCUUUUUACUAUCACAUGGACACGGUCGAUUUAAACUGAUACUGGACAGUUGUGUUCAAUGGAGGUGAACAUUCAUAUUUGACUUUUGGAAUCGGUAUUGAGGUGAGCGUAAUUUGUAUUUUAAUUCUAAUAAACAGUUCAUUAUAUAAUGUACUGUGUUGAUGUGCUAAACAAGAAUCAAAUGCAAGAAAAUGGGUAUUAUAAAGGUUUUAAGGGAACUCAAACUGAUGUAAAUGCCUUUUUUAUUUAUAUUUUCCUAAUCCUCUGUUUUAUUAUUUAUUCUUAGAUGGGAAAAGACAUGAUGUGAUAUUUCAGACUUAUCCAAUGAGGAAUUUUUGUGUUUUCAUCUCCCCAAUCUUCCUACCGACAGUUAUAUAAUACAGAGACCCUUUUUCCUGAACCUCCCCUUAACUCCAUCUCUGUAUUCAUUUGAUCUCAUGUGCUGCACUGAAUGAAUGGAGGUCACUGGAGAUAGUUGUGUAAUCAUAUUAUUUUUUCUUUAAUAAGUGUAAACAGUGCAUCAUUAAAAACCCAAUGAGAGGAAGUAUAGGUCAAAACGGAAGAACUAUCAGGAAUAAUGAGGGAAAAUGUUAAUACCUUUUCAUAGCUCAGGAGGUUUGAUGUAAUUCUCAGUUGUUUCAUUUAAGUAUCAUCUUAAUCUCAGAUGUGUAUCCUAACAUUGCUUAGGAUAUAUAAAACUGAAACAAAUCAGACAAUUGUUAAAAUAAAUCAAGUAUGAAGUAAAAUACAUACACUGUAUUGUAGAAGUAAAAUAAUAUGGAUUUGUGUAAGUCUGAUGACAAUUAUUUGAGUUCAGAUUGAAUAAUAUUGACUGCAUAUUUGGCAAAUCUGAGCUCAGUUUGUGACUUCUUGUGAAACUUCAAUGGAGACGUUUGUGAGAUUUCUGCAUCUUUUUCUCUUGAGAAACAUCAGAGACACAGGAGACUUGGGCAUCUAUUAUGCAAAUCCACUUUUACUUGGUGUUUGGAACACAACCACCCUAAGAUGAAAAAAAACACCCGCUCCUUGUUUUUGAAUUCCCAUUAAACCAAAGCAGUUUUAUUAGACAUGCCGUUUUGACUCUCUUAUCAAUGUGAGGUCAUAUUGAUAAAGCCCCGCCCACUAACAGUCCCGCAUUACCAUAGUUUCCACCCUCAGCGAGUUGUACUCUCUCCACUAGAUACUAUUGUAUAAAUCAGAUCUAUUUUAACUGAAAGCACUCACUGUCUAUUUGUAAGGAAGUGAAGAGCUGUAGCUUAUUUGCAAUUAAAGGUACAGACAUUAAAACAGCACAUUUUUGCUCCCACCGAAAUAGGGGCAUUUUGGACAUGCUAUAAUAAAUGAUCUGUGGGGCAUUUUGACCUGAAGCUUCACAUACACACACUGGUCACACCUGAGACUUAUAUUACAUCUUGUAAAAAGGCCAUAAUAAGUGCCCUUUAAGCAAAAGUUUACAUUUACUACCUUUUAAUCUCACUGAUACCUAGGAGAAAUAAUUCGGAUGUCAA